ACCAAUCACAGAGCAGCACACAGAGGGAGACAGACAGAAACAGAGACAGAGAGACAGAAACAGACAGAAAGAGAGACAGAGAGAGAGAGACAGAGUCCACCGUGUUUUUCUAAAACAUCAAAAUCCUGCUCGUGUGAAUCGCCAUGGUGACUACUGAGACCCACCAGAGCCAGGACCUGAUGGUCCCCUCUCUGAACCUGGACCAGCAGGAUCAGGACCAGCAGGAUCAGGACCAGGCCUCGCCCUCCUCCCUCCUGGCAGGAUUAGACCUGGAGAAAAUGAGUCAAGGUCCAGUGAACGCCAUCACGGUCCUGACACUGCUGGACAAACUGGUCAACAUGCUGGACACUGUGCAGGACAACCAGCACAAGAUGGAGGGUCACCAGGUGGAGAUGGAGGGCGUGGUCAGAGGAAUCCAGGCAGACAUGACCAAACUAUCCAAGAGUCACAGUCACACAUCAAACACCGUCAGUAAACUGUUGGACAAGAGCCGGAAACUGUCCGUCACCAUGAAAGAGGUACGGGACAGGAUGGAGCGUCAGGGAGCUCAGGUGAAGAAACUGGAGGCAAACCACGCCCACCUGAUCAACAGGAACAACUUCAGGGUCCUCAUCUUCCAGGAGGAGAACGAGAUCCCAUCCACGGUGUUUGUGAAGGAUCCUCCUCCGUUUCCUCGAGAUCAGAUCUUAGAUGAAGGAGAAGAGGGUUGCGAUGGCGUCCCUGCACCUGCAGAGGGCGCACUCACCACCAUCGACCUGUCGUCUGACGAGGAUGUGGGUCUGGAGGCAGAGCUAGAGGACGAUGAGACGUGGGCUCAGGAUCUGGAAAACAUGGAGAAGUCCAGAGCUGAGAAACUGAAGCGAUCCAGUCUGAAGAAGGUUGACAGUUUGAAGAAGGCCUUCUCCAAACAGAACAUUGAGAAGAAAAUGAGUAAAAUCGGAACAAAGAUUGUUUCUGCUGAACAACGAGAGAAGAUCAAACAGAAAACGUCCAGUCUCAAAGUUUCACCUUUGACCUUCAGCAUCAGAAAGCCUCCAGACCUGAAGAGCGAGGAGGUCCACGUCCAGGUCUCCUCUCUGGGCAGCACUGACCUGGACCCUCCCUUCACUGAGGUCCAUGCUGAGCUGGCUCCUGCUGAAGAGGAGGAGGAGAAGGAGAAGGAGGAGGAGAAGGAGAGAGAGGAGGAUGUGAAUGAGGAGAGAGAGGAGGAGAAAUAUGUGUCAGUGCUUUCAGAGGAAGUCAGUCAAGAGUAUGCUCUGUCCUCUACCCUGCCUCAGGAGAAUAAAGAGGAGGAGCAGGGGGAGGAGCAGGCGUAAUCCUCAAUCAUUUACAACAAACCUGAACUUCAGAGUUCUGUUAAAUCCUCAUCUUUGUCUUUGAGCUGUGAAACAACCAGUUAGCCUAGCAUUAUACCUGGUAACCAGUGGAAACAACCAGUUAGCCUAGUAUAAGCAGUAUAAAUGAGUGAGAAAAGAUUGUGAGAUGAAAGAUUUACAUAUUCAGACAAACAUUUGUUUGAUUUUGUUUGUUGUUGAUGAACAUAGACACACACACACACACACACACAGUAUAUAUACAUGUGUUUAUACAUGUACAUUUAUACAGUGUAUAUAUACAUAUAUACAUAUUCAUAUACAUAUGUUCAUAUAUAUGUAUAUAGGUAUAUAUGUAUAUAUAUAUGAAUAUGUAUAAUGGCGUCAUCACAUGUCAAAGUGGAAACUUCAUGAUGUCGAAUUUGCUCGACUGAAAAAAAUGUUUUCACUUUGAUGUUGAUUCACAAACAGCUGACUGAGAUCAAUCAGUAAUCAAUAACAUGAAUAUAUCUUUGAAACAUUGUCAACAUUCCUAACAUUCCAGCAAAGUUUCAACAAACUGACUGAUCAGCUGAUCGAGCACAAAAAGAACUGUUGUUGUUAUGUUUGAGGUCACUGAUGCUUUUAUUUUACCACAAAUUAAAGAUUUUACCAAAGAACA
Messenger RNA from Solea solea (common sole), 1974 nucleotides. It is a transcript of the gene cavin2b, whose product is annotated as caveolae associated protein 2b. NCBI's taxonomy places the organism in Eukaryota, Metazoa, Chordata, Actinopteri, Pleuronectiformes, Soleidae. The transcript is spliced from 6 exons. Gene Ontology annotation, cellular component: cytoplasm; caveola. The record is from RefSeq and is a predicted model, not a curated record. Gene Ontology annotation, molecular function: protein kinase C binding. Bases 144 to 1316 code for a protein of 390 amino acids.